Molecule: messenger RNA, 1752 nt
Organism: Guyanagaster necrorhizus
Lineage: Eukaryota; Fungi; Basidiomycota; Agaricomycetes; Agaricales; Physalacriaceae
Product: Protoporphyrinogen oxidase
Exons: 3
Coding region: 42-1475 (477 amino acids)
Biological process (GO): porphyrin-containing compound biosynthetic process
Cellular component (GO): mitochondrial inner membrane
Molecular function (GO): protoporphyrinogen oxidase activity, oxygen as acceptor
Source: RefSeq, a predicted model, not a curated record
CUUGCUUUAUCCGUGCUUGACGUUGCCACCGUUGAUUUUGAAUGUCCUUAAACCGUCACAUUGCAGUCAUUGGUGGCGGUCUUACUGGUCUUUCAUCUGCAUUUCAUCUCUCUCGACGAUUUCCGGAUAUUUUCAUCACGCUCUUCGAGAAACAACAUCGUCUUGGUGGAUGGGUACAAAGCGAAUGCGUCGACGUCAGUCCGUCACAGCAGAUGGUCCUUGAGGCCGGCCCUCGUACGAUAAGGCCCAAUGCAAAAUCCAUUUUGGAGUUGGUCCAUCUUCUGGGGCUCAAGGAUUCCUUGAUAACAGUCCCAAGGACUGCAGCAGCAGCACGAAACCGAUUUCUUUGUAUUCCUGAGCACGAACAAAUUCAAUCUCUCCCUGCGUCUCUUUCGUCUCUUGUGGUGUCCCCAUUUCGAUCCAUAUUACUACCGGCGAUUCUUCGUGAACCAUUCAGACAAGCCAACAGAGCCCAUGGAUCGCAGGAUGAAAGCUUUGAUAGUUUUAUGACCCGUCGGUUCGGCAAGGAUUUGGCUCGUACGUUGGGCAGCGCCUUGGUCCAUGGCAUAUAUGCAGCGGAUUCCAGGAAGCUCAGUGUGCGAGCUGCAUUUCCUUUGCUCUGGGAGGCUGAGGAGAGAGGGUGGGGAAGUGUCAUCCUUGGGCUUUUGCGCUCAAGUCAGGAGGAGGACCUCGCCGACUACGAGAUGGGAGAUAUACCUCGUAACAUGAAUGGUGUAUCUGUCUUUUCUUUUCGGAACGGGAUGUCUACCCUAACGGACGCCUUGAAAAACUACCUUGUGCAGCAACCUAAUGUAAAAAUCUUGUCCGAUACCCCAGUCACCUCGCUGGAUGUGAGUGAAACAAAAAUACAGAUUAAUCAAGGCAUGCUAAAGCCUACGCACGUCGUGUCUACCAUUCCGCUACUGGCUCUUAAGUCACUUUUACCCUCCCUGCCUCAUUUGACUGCCAAUCCAUCCUCCUCUGUAACGCUUAUCAACCUCGUGUUUUCCGUCCCGCCAAAUACUUUUCAUCCACCAGGGUUUGGCUACCUUAUCCCUCGUCCCCAAGAUGACUAUUCGCUUUCCAUGCCGGGUAUUUUGGGUGUCAUCUUCGACUCUUGUUCCCUCUCCUCUCAGGAUACUCCUACCACCAACAACUCUUUUACGAAAAUUACCGUUAUGCUUGGUGGCCCGCAUCCUUUAACGGAGGAUCACACCAGGAUCCCUGUAGUGAUUUCCCAUCUUGAGAAGCACCUCGGAGCGAAGUUACCAGAUCCUGUACUAACGAGAACUCACCACCAUGACAAGUGCAUACCAACCUUGACGCUAGGGCAUGUGGAUCGUAUCUCUGAGCUGAAGGAGGUGUUAAGACGUGGCGUGUGGAGAGGAAGACUAGAGAUCAUUGGAGCUGGUGUAGGUGGUGUUAGCGUUGCAGACUGUGUUGAUGCGGGGAAAAGGGUAGGGUCUUUAUGGUAGAUGAUUUCAUGUUCAACAGCAUAUAUACUAAAUAUGUAUACUACAGACUAUUGUCGCUCCGCCAAUAACUGGGUUAAUGAAUAACGAAUUCUCAUCUUAACAUUGGACCGUGAACUCGAAAAGGUACAAUAAUUUCGUCAGUGAGGCGGGUGCUGCUCUUCUUUACAGCAAACUCCCAAAGUACCCUGAGGACGUGGCAUAAGCUUCGCCUCCAAUAAUUUACUAGCACUCACAAUAUUUUGCCGUAUAUUUCACGGUGAUAGGCGCAGAUCCCGAG